Molecule: messenger RNA, 516 nt
Organism: Cajanus cajan (pigeon pea)
Lineage: Eukaryota; Viridiplantae; Streptophyta; Magnoliopsida; Fabales; Fabaceae
Source: RefSeq, a predicted model, not a curated record
AUGCAGAAUAAGGGGAAGCCUGCGUUUGAGACUUUUUCCGAGGCUAUCAAGCUGGAUCCUCAGAAUGCUUGUGCUCACAUGCAUUGCGGUAUUCUGCACAAAGACGAGGGUCGCCUAGUGGAGGCUGCCGAGUCAUAUCAGAAGGCUUUACAAGUGGAUCCUUCAUACAAAGCAGCUGCUGAAUGCCUUGCCAUUGUUUUAACAGAUAUUGGUACCAACACAAAGCUUGCAGGGAACACUCAGGAUGGAAUUCAAAAAUAUUUUGAAGCCCUCAAAGUAGAUCCGCACUAUGCUCCUGCAUACUAUAAUCUUGGUGUGGUCUAUUCUGAAAUGAUGCAAUAUGACAUGGCCCUCAAUUUCUAUGAAAAGGCUGCAUUAGAGAGGCCCAUGUAUGCUGAAGCAUAUUGCAAUAUGGGUGUGAUCUUUAAAAAUCGUGGUGAUUUGGAAUCGGCUAUUACUUGUUAUGAGAGGUACUCUAUAAUAUCUUUAGCCUUGUCUUCUUUUUCUGAGUGAAGU